Spodoptera litura is the source of this 1385-nucleotide messenger RNA. RefSeq names its product olfactory receptor 44 (gene Or-44). The record is from RefSeq and is a predicted model, not a curated record. Gene Ontology annotation, biological process: detection of chemical stimulus involved in sensory perception of smell; sensory perception of smell. Lineage: Eukaryota; Metazoa; Arthropoda; Insecta; Lepidoptera; Noctuidae. Gene Ontology annotation, cellular component: plasma membrane. Gene Ontology annotation, molecular function: odorant binding; olfactory receptor activity.
AUGAUAAUUCUUAAUGAAAAUAUGAAAAGCAAAUUGGCGUUUCUGUCGCCUAUGGUGCCCUACGGCGUGUUUGAAUCUUGGGAGGACCUCAACCCCCGACUGUACCAUGCGGUCCACAUUUACUGGCUCAAGUUUUACGGCAUGUGGUUCAACCAUUUCUCGCCACAGAGUAUCAAGUUCUGGGUGCAGAUGAUGUACACGUUGAUCGUUUUAUGGCUUGUAUGUUUUUUCCCCGGUAUUGGAGAAGUCGUUUAUUUAUUGAGGCGCAGAGAAAAUAUUGGUGAUGUCGCCGAGGGUUUGUAUUUGUUUCUGAGUGAAAUGUACACCUACUUUAAAGUCGCCGUGUUCUGGCUGAACAGGAACAAAGUGAUCGAUCUUUUGAAGUAUUUGCAUUGCGAGGAAUUCAAGCCAAAGGAACCGGAGCACAGAGAUAUAAUAAUAAAAAGCAUUAAAAGUGCUCGCUUUGUGAUGACCUACUAUUCCACUAUGUGCGUCGGAGCAGUAUCAGUUGGAAUAAUAAUGCCUCUGACUGAAAACUUCGACAUUCUACCAACGAACGUGGAGUAUCCCUUCUUCAACGUCUACCAGACGCCAGCAUACGAGGCCGUCUACAUCCAUCACAUUUAUUACAAGCCAGCUACUUGUAUAAUUGAUGGAGUUAUGGACACAAUAUUGGCAGCUUUCGUCGCUUCAGCUAUUGGACAAAUAGAAAUAUUAGCCUUCAAUCUGCGAAACUUCGAACUUCUGGCUGAAAGACAACGCAAAAGGGACGUUGCUGAAAACAAGUAUAUUGAGGAAUAUAAACCACCGUACUACGUGCGUUCAGUACUGAAAGACUGUAUUGUACACCACAACUGCAUUAUAAGAUACGUGUCGAUGAUUGAGAGCGCUUUUAGUUUGGCGUCAGCUUUGCAGUUCAUGCUGAGCGUGAUGGUGCUUUGUUUGAUCGGCAUUCAGUUCCUGUCGAUCGAGAACCCAACAAGUCAUCCGAUGCAGAUAGCUUGGAUGGGCAUAUAUCUAACCUGCAUGCUGAUUGAAGUGUUCAUACUUUGCUGGUUCGGGGACGAACUGAUCUGGAAGAGUAUGGACUUAGCGAAAGCAGCUUUCGAAGGACCAUGGAUGAACAGUGACCGCAAGUCCAACAUGUUUAUCAUUAUAUUCCUGGAAAGAUGCAAACGACCCAUGAGGCUGACAGCUGGGAAGAUAUUCACUUUGUCACUCGACACCUAUACAGUUCUCAUCAACUGGUCGUACAAAGCCUUUGCUGUAAUGCGGAACAUGAAGAAAUGAAGAAAUAAAUGUUUAUUGCACAAUGUGAUUAAUUAAUCUGCUUACAAAGUCCAAAAUACAGCUUCAUGUAGUAAAGAAAUAAAAUAGUAAAAUGG